Molecule: messenger RNA, 4732 nt
Organism: Arabidopsis arenosa
Lineage: Eukaryota; Viridiplantae; Streptophyta; Magnoliopsida; Brassicales; Brassicaceae
Source: the annotation of a GenBank genome assembly
AUAAACUUGCCGAAGCUUUUUCAGAUUCAGUGGUCAAAGUUGAAGGAAAGAUUAGAGGUUGGAGUCUCGGAUGCUGAAUAAGCUCACGCACGGCGUUUUCACGUACCGUGCCAGCCUCACCGCCAUGUUAUCUUCUUCAACCUCUGCUGGUUUAUCGUCUUCGUUCGUUUCUACUCGGAAUUCAUGGAAGUCUCCGAGAUUUCUCAGUUCCGGUAUAUUCUCUGGUGGCGUUUCGAGGAAUCGUGUUUCUUUUCACGUUCAGUCUCAUCGCGCAUCAGCUGUUCGAUGUUUUGCCUCUUCAGGCGGUUCUGAUAGAAUUCAGGUUCAGAACCCUAUCGUUGAAAUGGACGGCGAUGAAAUGACGAGGGUGAUAUGGAGUAUGAUAAAGGAGAAACUUAUUCUUCCUUAUCUGGAUUUGGACAUUAAGUACUUCGACUUGGGGAUUCUGAAUCGUGAUGCUACUGAUGACAAGGUUACAGUUGAAAGUGCAGAAGCAGCUCUUAAGUACAAUGUUGCUAUCAAAUGUGCCACUAUAACUCCUGAUGAGGGUAGAGUGAAGGAGUUUGGACUGAAAUCAAUGUGGAGGAGUCCUAAUGGGACAAUCAGAAACAUUUUAGAUGGAACUGUAUUCCGUGAACCUAUUAUGUGCUGCAAUAUCCCCCGGCUUGUUCCUGGUUGGAAAAAGCCUAUAUGCAUUGGUAGGCAUGCCUUUGGUGACCAGUAUCGUGCCACUGAUACAGUAAUUAAAGGGCCAGGAAAGUUGAAAAUGGUUUUUGUCCCAGAAGAUGGAAACGCACCUGUGGAGCUAGAUGUAUAUGAUUUCAAAGGCCCAGGUGUCGCACUUGCUAUGUACAACGUAGAUGAGUCAAUUCGAGCUUUUGCUGAGUCAUCUAUGGCGAUGGCACUCACUAAGAAAUGGCCAUUAUACUUGAGCACCAAGAACACAAUUCUCAAGAAAUAUGAUGGCAGAUUCAAGGACAUAUUUCAAGAAGUUUAUGAAGCGAAUUGGAAGCAAAAGUUUGAAGAGCACUCAAUCUGGUAUGAGCACCGCUUGAUCGAUGACAUGGUGGCUUACGCAGUCAAAAGUGAAGGUGGCUAUGUCUGGGCAUGCAAAAACUACGACGGUGAUGUUCAAAGCGAUCUUCUUGCCCAAGGGUUUGGCUCAUUAGGCCUCAUGACCUCCGUUUUGCUGUCCGCUGAUGGGAAAACACUCGAGUCGGAAGCGGCUCAUGGUACAGUAACUCGGCAUUUCCGACUGCACCAAAAGGGACGAGAAACCAGUACUAACAGCAUAGCCUCCAUAUUUGCAUGGACACGCGGCUUAGAACACAGGGCGAAACUGGAUAAGAACGAAAAGUUAAUGGAUUUCGUAAAGAAGCUCGAGUCGUCAUGUGUAAACACUGUUGAGACAGGGAAAAUGACCAAGGAUCUUGCCCUUUUAAUCCAUGGUCCCAAGGUGAGUAGGGAUUUGUUUUUGAACACGGAAGAGUUCAUUGAUGCAGUAGCCUCUAAGCUCAAAACACAGCUCAAAGAGCUUCCUCUUUUUUCGUUGUCGGCUCAGUCCUCACUUCACCGGUCAACUUCUCUUCCUAAUUUCCUCGCAUGGCGUGCUUUGGGUUUUCGCACCAUCUGCUCCGGCCGCCUUGGUUUCGCUCCGUCUUCUCCAGACUCGCCGGCCUCCGCAGGAACCAAAAUUUUGGAAUCAUUUAAGGAGGAAUUCGAAGUCGGAUCCCGCGUGGUCUCCUUUGAGACGGGAAAAAUAGCUCGCUUUGCAAAUGGGUCCGUCGUUCUCGGCAUGGAUCAGACCAAAGUUCUCUCUACUGUUACUUGUGCUAAGACUGACUCGCCUCGGGACUUCUUGCCUCUCACUGUUGACUAUCAAGAGAAGCAAUACGCUCAGGGUUUGAUUCCAAAUACGUAUAUGAGAAGAGAGGGUGCACCAAAGGAGCGGGAGCUGUUAUGUGGCCGGCUCAUUGAUAGACCAAUCAGACCAUUGUUUCCUUCAGGGUUUUACCAUGAAGUUCAGAUAAUGGCUAGUGUUCUAUCGUCGGAUGGGAAGCAGGAUCCAGAUAUACUGGCAGCUAAUGCAUCAUCAGCUGCGCUCAUGCUAUCAGAUGUUCCAUGGGGAGGGCCCAUUGGAGUCAUCCGGAUAGGGAGGAUAUGUGGGCAAUUUGUUGUCAAUCCGACUAUGGAUGAGCUUAGCUCAAGUGAUCUCAAUUUGAUAUACGCUUGCACAAGGGAUAAGACUAUGAUGAUUGAUGUUCAAUCCCGUGAAAUCUCGGAGAAAGAUUUAGCAGCUGCUCUGAGGCUAGCUCAUCCAGAGGCUGUUAAGUACCUGGAUCCCCAAAUAAGAUUGGCAGAAAAAGCUGGGAAACAAAAGAAGGAGUACAAAUUGUCCAUGCUUUCUGAGAAAACUUUAGAAAAAGUGACUGACUUGGCUGCAACGCGUAUUGAAUCUGUCUUUUCCGACCCUUCAUAUGGAAAGUUUGAACGUGGAGAGGCUCUAGAUAACAUUGGAAAAGAUGUAAGAAAAGUAUUUGAAGAAGAGGGUGAUCAAGAAAGCUUGAGCAUCCUUCCAAAGGCUGUUGAUACAGUGAGAAAGAAGGUAGUCCGUUCAAGGAUGAUAUCGGAUGGAUUUCGAGUCGACGGGAGACAUCUUGAUGAAGUUAGGCCCAUCUACUGUGAAUCGCAUUACUUACCUGCGCUGCAUGGAUCAGCACUUUUCUCACGUGGAGAUACGCAGGUGCUCUGUACUGUCACACUUGGAGCCCCGGCAGAGGCACAAAGCUUGGAUUCCCUUGUUGGCCCCCCGAAAAAGAGAUUUAUGCUUCACUACAGCUUUCCACCAUAUUGUACAAAUGAAGUCGGAAAACGAGGAGGCCUUAACAGGCGUGAAGUUGGUCAUGGAACACUUGCUGAGAAAGCAUUGCUUGCUGUCUUGCCCCCUGAAGAGGCUUUUCCUUACACUGUUCGUAUAAAUUCAGAAGUAAUGUCCUCAGAUGGAUCCACGUCGAUGGCAAGUGUUUGUGGAGGUAGUAUGGCAUUGAUGGAUGCCGGAAUUCCUCUGCGAGCUCAUGUUGCGGGUGUAUCCGUUGGUCUUAUCACCGAUGUAGAUCCAUCAAGUGGUGAAAUAAAGGACUACCGUAUAGUAACCGAUAUUCUCGGUUUGGAAGAUCAUCUUGGAGAUAUGGAUUUCAAGAUUGCUGGCACACGAAAUGGUGUGACAGCGAUUCAGCUGGAUAUAAAGCCAGCUGGAAUACCAUUGGACAUAGUUUGUGAAUCCUUAGAAAAUGCACGUGAAGCCCGUCUUCAGAUUCUUGACCACAUGGAGAGAAACAUAAAUUCCCCCCGAGCCCAGGAUGGGGCUUAUUCACCUCGGCUAGCAACGUUCAAGUACACCAAUGACUCACUUCGUAGCUUGAUCGGACCUAUGGGUGUACUCAAAAGAAAGAUUGAAGAGGAAACAGGUGCAAGAUUGUCUAUUGAUAAUGGAACAUUAACUAUUGUUGCCAAGAAUCAGGAUGUGAUGGAAAAGGCCCAAGAAAAGGUUGACUUCAUCAUUGGUCGUGAAAUAGUUGUUGGUGGCGUGUACAAAGGCACAGUGACAUCUAUAAAAGAGUAUGGUGCAUUUGUUGAGUUCAGUGGUGGUCAGCAAGGUCUACUACAUAUGUCUGAGCUAUCUCAUGAACCAGUCUCCAAGGUUUCAGAUGUAUUACAUAUUGGCCAGUACAUCACUACGAUGUGCAUCGAAACCGAUGUCCGGGGUAACAUUAAAUUAUCCCGCAAAGCAAUGUUGCCCAAACCCGAACGCAAACCAGCAUCUGAUGCUGGAAAAGACUCGGUGAUGAAAGAGUCGUCAACUGUCUACAUAGAAACGUCUAGUGUUGGAGAGACUGUUGCAAGCAUGCCCAGUAUCGUAACGCCACCCCAGAAAUCUAAAUUAUCAGUUCCUGCAGUUGUCAUCCGUACUGCUGUGGAGUGUCAUGAGGCAGAGAAAUCUUCCCCUGUGAACAAGAACGACAAACCCAAACGCGCUGCGACACCGAAGCCAGACCGGAAACCCAAAUCCACUGCCUCUAAACUGACUGCGACACAGAAGGAAGAGGAGGCACUCGAAUCCAUUGCUCCAGAAGAAACUCUAGCUGAAUGUGGUGAGACACUGAAGCAGGACGGGAAGCUAAAAUCCGCUUCUCCCAAAAACAGUAGCACUGAUACUAACCUAGUAUCAUUUUCAAAAGCUAUGAAAUCAAUUAGGAAGGAGAAUCAAUCAGAGAGCAAGGCUGAAGAGAGUGCAUUGGUUAGUACCCGAAAUCUGAAAAUUGGAACAGAAAUGUCAGCCAAGGUCCACGAGAUUCGAGCCCGUGGAUUGGUUCUUGAUUUAGGUGGUGAAAUCCGCGGCAUGUACAAAUUCAAGGAAGAUGAAGAGACAGAGUUUGAAAAGGGAGACACAUUGCAAGUGAAAUGUACAAGUUUUAGUACUAAAGGAAUCCCUGUGAUGGCUUUGGUUGACGAAGAGGGAGAGGAAUAAUGGUAAACUCUCUUUCCUCUCUAGAAGGUUUUUUCAACCCAAGGGAUCAUGUGGAAUCGAUCAUACGAGAGUUUUGCUUGAAAUGUUUUUACUAUAGGGAUCGAAUCAUGAGAUGAUCUAUAGCUGCUUUUGGUGAGCAAAUCUUGGUAGAUAGAUUCAUUGGCGUCACAACUUGAGGAAAACUAAUGAAAUCAGUUACGUAAC